UUGAUAACAAACAAGUCGCAGUUAUAAUAAUAUCUGUGGCUAUUGUUGUUGUUUGGCAAUGGAAUUGAAAUGAUAUUUUGUUUAAAAAAUAUAAAAUAUUACGACCAGCUGGUCAUCUAGGUCUGAUUUUUUCGCCUGUUUACUUCGCUUUUCCUCUAACCUGUAUGUAUCUAUUUUAUAUUAUGGCGACGUAAUACAUCCAUGAAUACAAUGUCUUAUGACAUUUGAGGCGAUUGACAAAUAUGUUUUCGUUCACUAUGCUGACCUUACGAAACCAUAUCCGAUAAAAUCAACGUCUUCAAAAUGUCUGCGAAUUCUCCUUGUAAAGCGUCCAAAAAUUCGAUUGGCAAAAUAGUACUGCCAGGGCCUGUUGUUGAUCGAUCAAUUAUUGACAGUGUUGCUGGAUUUAUUCAAGAUGUCGUUCCUCAUGGGUAUUCUAAUGUUUUAAAUGUAGAUAAUAGAGAAACAAUUUUAUGGACUCAGUUGGAAACUUUGGAAGCAAAUGAAUUCCCUUCAAAUUUUGAAAAUGAUGAAUCACUCAUGUCAGGUGUAUCACCAAUACUUCUUAUUCUGGGUUAUGGAUUCGGUGUUCAAGUAUGGUAUAUUGGUGCCAAUGGUGAAGCAUAUGAAACUUUAUCUUGGUCCCAAGGAGUUGUUAAGGUUUUAAAAUUUAUACCUUCGCCUUUACCUGAGUUGAAAUUUCGACAAGAUCCAUUUGCUCACAAAAGACCAUUAAUUGCACUAUGUGAUAAUUCAGGAGCAGGUCCUCAAUUUUGUUCUGUUAGUUUUAUUUCAUUAACAUGUGGAGAUGUGGUGAAAACAAUAAAAUUUAAAAAUUCUGUUGUGGAUAUAGCUGUAAAUCGAUUUGCCAUAGCAGUUAUAUUUGUUGAACGUAUUGCUGUGUUUGAUGCUCUUACUGUGGAAGAUAUAACAACAAUUACUACGUGUUAUCCUAGUCCUGGGAUAAAAUCAAAUCCAAUUGCAUUGGGAACUAGAUGGAUGGCAUAUGCAGAUCAAAAGUUGGUCUCUUGGAAUCGUUCAACUGGAGGGUAUGAGGGUGAAAAUGGUCAUUCAUAUACAGCUACUGUUUUACAUGCUGCAAAAUCAUUGAGCCAAAGUUUAAGGGACUUAAGUGGCUCCGUAGCAAAUAGUAUAACAGGGGUGCAUAAUUCAACUUCAUCAUAUAAUAUAUCAGUUGUAAAUGAUUCUAAUCAAAUGAAUCCAGGCAUCAUUACUAUCAUUGAUAUUAAAAAUAAAGUGUUAAAAGAAAAUACACCCCAAGGUCCUGAUAUUGUUGCUCAUUUUACUGCUCAUUGUGAAGCUAUUGUCGCCUUGAAUUUUGAUCAAUCUGGGCUUAUGUUAGUUACUGCUGAUAAAAAUGGUCAUAGAUUUAAUGUGUUCAAAAUACACCCUAGUAUAUUAGGUUCUUCAUUUGCGGCUGUUCAUCAUUUAUAUACAUUGCAUAGAGGUGACACAACAGCUAAAAUUCAAGAUAUUCAAUUUUCGAGUGAUUCAAGAUGGGUGGCUGUAAGUUCACUUAGAGGCACAACUCAUAUAUUUCCAAUUACACCUUAUGGUGGACCUAUUGGUUUACGAACUCAUUCAACACCACACAUUGUAAAUAAAUUAUCAAGAUUUCAUCGGAGUGCUGGAUUAAUAACUGAUGGUCGAAACAGCCCUGUAAUGACAGAAUCAAUACAGAACUCUCAAAUUGUGUUGCCAUAUUCUAAUCCUUGUGUAUCAUCAGUACCACACUCAAUUAUCAUAAAUUCACUGUGCCAAAUUCGAUCACAAAGUAACAAAUUAAAACCAGAUGAGACUGGAAUAACAACAUCUAUAAAAUUGUCUACAUGUUUUUCUCAUGGUCGUGUAUUGGAUACUUCUAUGGCUAGAGAAAUAUCUAAUGUAAAUUACAAUCCCAAGAAAAAUAUUGCCGAUUCUUUGUAUGUAAUGACAUGCAAUGGAAUUCUUACACAAUAUGAUAUGUAUCCUAUGCAUUCAAAUUCUGUUUCCAAAGAAAAAAUAUUUGAUGAUACAAUGAUAGAAUUAAAUAUCGAACCUAAAACUGAAUGGAAUUUGUAUAAACCACCUCUUCAUGCAUCUACUAUUACCCCUCCUUUGAAUCGGGGUAAUCCAUUAUUAGAUCUCUGUGUACAUUAUCCAGUCACAAACACAACAAAUAAUUCUGAAAAGAAUUCUUUUGAAAGCAUUGAUGAACGUUGGCUAUCUCAAGUUGAAAUAAGUACACAUGCAGGCCCUCACCGUCGCCUUUGGAUGGGACCACAAUUUGUAUUUAAAACUUGUGGUUCAACAUUGGGGAGGUCUGAAUCUGAUACUCAAUUGAAUGAAAUAGAAAAUGGACUGUUAAAAUCAAAUCCAGUCAGUGUCCCACAUGCUAAUAUUAGCAGACAAAGCACUCCAGUGUUUAUAGAGUGUGGUUCAAAUAGUAGUUUUGACUAUUCACCUAAGUUUUUGGAUUUGAAUCAAGGUGAUUCAUCUGAUUUAUCUUCUGAUCAAGGCGAAACCAAAAUUUUGGAAGAUUUGGCGGAAGCCAUGAAUGAAAAUCUUCAACUUAAUAAAGCAGGUAGGUAACAUGUGUUGUAAAAUAUUAUCAGGGGUCAGAGCUUUAUAUAUAAUUGAAAUUUAAUAUUAAGUACAU
Messenger RNA from Sipha flava (yellow sugarcane aphid), 2659 nucleotides. It is a transcript of the gene rudhira, whose product is annotated as breast carcinoma-amplified sequence 3 homolog. Lineage: Eukaryota; Metazoa; Arthropoda; Insecta; Hemiptera; Aphididae. The transcript has 12 exons. The record is from RefSeq and is a predicted model, not a curated record. Gene Ontology annotation, cellular component: cytoplasm. Gene Ontology annotation, molecular function: protein binding. Bases 304 to 2592 code for a protein of 762 amino acids. Gene Ontology annotation, biological process: response to starvation; autophagy.